Haliotis rufescens (red abalone) is the source of this 4325-nucleotide messenger RNA. Its product is annotated as eukaryotic translation initiation factor 3 subunit A-like. The record is from RefSeq and is a predicted model, not a curated record. The coding region runs from base 141 to 3896 and encodes 1251 amino acids. Gene Ontology annotation, cellular component: multi-eIF complex; eukaryotic translation initiation factor 3 complex, eIF3e; eukaryotic translation initiation factor 3 complex, eIF3m. Lineage: Eukaryota; Metazoa; Mollusca; Gastropoda; Lepetellida; Haliotidae. Gene Ontology annotation, biological process: formation of cytoplasmic translation initiation complex; translation reinitiation. Gene Ontology annotation, molecular function: translation initiation factor activity; mRNA binding. The transcript has 22 exons.
UGCUCAGAGUUCUAAAAAGUACAUGUGCGUGAUUGCCGCCAUUGUGGACGAGGAUAAUCGCAACGUAUUUAGGCAAAAACGCUAAAGUUAGCGUUGAGAAAUUCUAAAACAACGGCGUCCUUGAUCCUAAUGUCGUAAACAUGCCGACUUACUUUCAAAGGCCAGAAAAUGCCCUUAAACGGGCUAAUGAGUUCAUUGAUGUGGGCAAGAAGCAGAGGGCAUUGGAUGCUCUGUACGAUGUCAUCAAGAGCAAGAAACAUCGGACAUGGCAGAAGAUCCAUGAGCCCAUCAUGGAGAAGUAUCUGGAGCUGUGCGUGGAGCUCCGGAAGAGCCAUGUGGCCAAGGAAGGCUUGUACCAGUACAAGAACAUCUGCCAACAGGUGAACAUCCAGUCUCUUGUUGAUGUGGUGAGGAAGUAUAUAUCCCUGGCAGAGGAACAGACGGAGUUGGCUCGCAAGGAGUCCCACCAGACUGUACUUGACAUUGACGACCUUGACCUCCCAGACUCCCCAGAAAGCUUGCUGUUGAAAGCAGUCAGUGGGGAAGAUACACAGGACCGAACCGACCGUGCCAUACUGACACCAUGGGUGAAGUUUCUAUGGGAGUCCUACAGACAAUGCCUGGACCUGCUCAGGAACAACUGUCGAGUAGAGCGACUGUACCAGGACAUUGCACAGCAGGCUUUCAAGUUCUGUUUGAAGUAUGCCCGGAAGACCGAGUUCAGAAAACUAUGUGACAAUCUGCGUACCCAUCUCGGCCACAUCCACAAGCACCAGCACCAGCAGACGGCAAUCAACCUCAACAACCCUGACUCCCAGGCCAUGCACCUGGAAACCAGGCUGGAACAGCUCAACAGUGCCAUCAACAUGGAGCUGUGGCAGGAAGCGUUCAAGGCUGUGGAGGACAUCCAUGGACUCAUCAUUCUGUCCAAGAAGUCACCCAAACCUUCCCUGAUGGCAAAUUACCUGCAGAAGUUUGGCCUGGUGUUCUGGAAGUCUGGCAAUCACCUGUUCCACGCCUGCACCCUGCACCGCAUCUUCCACCUGUCUCGGGAGCAGAGGAAGAACCUCACCACAGAAGAGCUACAGAAAAUGGCUUCUCGUGUUGUGUGUGCAACAUUGGCAAUCCCUAUCGCUACGUCACGCAACACCAUGGGACAACUGCUUGAGAUGGAUGAUUCUGUGAUGGAGAAACAGCGACGACUUGCAACACUGCUCAUGUUGCCUGCCCCGCCCACCCGUCAGGCCCUCAUCAAGGAUCUGCUGAAGUACAAUGUGACACAGUAUGUGCACCCCGAGCUCCAGAACCUGUACCGCCACCUGGAGAUAGACUUCCAUCCACUGAGCCUGGUGCAGAGGGUCACACCAAGCCUGGAGUUCAUCGGGAAAACAGAGGAGCUGAGCUGUUAUAACCCAGCCCUUGAAGACAUCGUCAUCACUCGAGUACUCAAACAGGUGUCACAAGUGUACCAAACAGUCGAAUUUUCUCGAUUUGCUUCACUGGUCCCGUUCGCUACCAAGUUCCGUUUGGAGAGAAUAAUUGUGAAUGCUGCCAAGAACCUAGAACUGCAGGUGCGGAUUUGUCACAGCACCCGAUCGCUGAGUUUUGGAACCAACCUUGGUGUGUCACAGAAGGAAGAUGUGCCUGAAGGUCCAUUCAUACAGAGCAUGCCCAGUGAAAACAUCCGCAACCAGCUGACAUCACUGGCCGCUGCCCUGCAGAAAGCUAUGAACAAGAUCAAACCCGAGAAUAUUGAUGAGACAAAUGAGCUGCGGGCCCAGAUAAUCAACAACUACCGGAUGACAGGACGCAAGGAGCACAUGCGACUGCUGCAGCGACGCCAGAUCAUUGAGGACAGGAAGGAACAGCUGGAACACAUGAAUGAUCAGAGGGAGAAGGAGGAGAUGGAGCAGGUGGAGUCCCAGCGCCGCAAGGCAUAUGAGGCGGAGAUGGCUCGUCUGGAGCGUGAAGCAGAGGAGAGGAAGAAGCAGCGACAGCUGAUGGAGCACCAGGAGAUCAAACGUAAACACGUCAAGGAGAGGAUUGAACAGCUGAGAAAGACGGAUCUUGGGGCCAGGAUCUUCAAGGAUAUAGACGAGGAGGAGUUUGCAGAGCUGGAUGUGGACGAGAUCAUGGCCAAGCAGGUGGAGCAGCUGGAGAAGGAGAAGAAAGAGCUGCAGGAGCGCCUCAAGACUCAGGAGAAGAAGGUCGACUUCCACCAGAGGGCCAUGCGUCUGAUUGAAAUCCCACUCCUGCAGCAGCAGUACAACAAUGAAAGCAUCCAGGCCAAGGAGUUCUGGGAGAACCAGGAGCUGGAGCGGAUUGAAGCUUUGAAGAAUGAAAGACAACAUGCCCUGGAGACGCAGAAGAGACUGAGCCGGGUUAUUGAAGACAAGAAUGAAUUCAUAGGACGUCUGCGGGAGGCCAGGAGAUCCGACUAUGAGGCAAACUUGAAGGAAUUUGAGCAGAAAUUGGGAGAGGAACGAAAGCGGCGACUGAUAGAACGCAAAGAACGCCGCAAGGAAGAGAAAAGGCGGAAGUGGAUUGAAGAGAAAGAAGAGGCAACACAGCGGGCCAAAGAUGAAGCCCUUAAGAGAGAACGUGAGGAGAAGGAGAACGUGGAGAGGAUGAAGCGGGAGGAGGAGGAGCGGGAAUAUAACGAAAAGCUGGCGAAGCUGGAAGAGCAAGCAGAGAAACAGAGACAGCGCGAGAGGGAAAUAGAGGAGAGGGAGGCCAAGCGGCGCCAGGAAGAGAGCGGCAAGGGCAUCAGUGAAAGGGAGCCAAGUGGACCAUCGGAAUGGAGGAGGGGAGGAGAACCUGAGGAGGAGAGGAAGGCGUGGCGCCCCAACCCAAGCAAAGUUGGAUGGAGAGAACGGGAGAAGGAGCGGGAGCAGAGCUGGAACAGCCCAGGCAUGGAGGACCGUCGAGACGAAGGGCCAUCAUGGCGUGAACGAGGAGCAGCACCGAGGGAAGACUUCCGUGACUCUAGAGGACCACAGGCCGAAGAUAGAGACUUUGGUGAUCGAGGACCACCUCGAGAUGAAAGAAAUUUCCGUGACCGAGGGCCACCUCGAGAUGAUAAGGACUUUGGUGAUAGAGGAGCACCGAGAGACAGGUUCAGUGACAGAGGUCCCCCGAGAGAUGACCGAUUUGGGGACCGCGAUGGACCUAGAGAAGAGAGAAGUUGGCGAAGCAGUAGAGACACUCGAGACGACAGAGGUGGUUGGGGUCGCGAUGGUGGCCAAAGUGAUAGAGGUCCAGUGCGAGAUGGCUGGAGGGAUCGAGGAGGUAAUGAAGGGGGGAUGAGAGAACGACCAAGGGAAGACACUUGGAGCAGAGGAGGGGCUCGAGACGAGCCUGGCUCAGACCGAGGUGGGGACAGAGGGGGCUGGGGCAGAGAUCGCGAGGACAGUUGGCGAUCCAAAGCUCCAUCUAGAGAUGAAGGGAGAGGACCGAGUGAUGGCGGAGGGGCAUGGAGAAGGGAAGAUCGAGGUGGAGACUUCCGUCGUGGCGGGGACGAUCGUGACUUCCGUCGUGGCGGGGACGAUCGUGACUUCCGUCGUGGCGGGGACGAUCGUGACUUCCGACGUGGUGGGGAUGAUCGUGACUUCCGACGUGGUGGGGAGGAUCGUGACUUCCGACGUGGGGGAGAAGAGCGUGACUUCCGACGUGGGGGAGAAGAUCGUGGCUUCGGUCGAGGGGGCGACGAUCAUGACUUCCGUCGUAGGGGAGAUGAUAGAGACGUGGAAAGAACCCAACGUCGUGAUGAUCAACCACCUGCAGAUAGAGAGGAAACAUGGAAGAGAGGAGGUGAGCCGCGUCCGCCGCCAGCCAAGGAGAGUGGAGGUGGCCAGAAGGAGCCCGAGGAUGAUGGCUGGACCACAGUCCGUUACUGAAGAAGCGGAGACAAAUGGCAUCCUUUGGAAUGUGAACAGAGGACUGCAAAUCCUUGUAGAAAUGUGUUAAUCACUGAUGCAAUUGGAUGUUUUCCUUAACAUUGUGUGGAGGAAUUGGCUUUCUAUUGUGGUGGUGUUUAUAUGACAGUCAAACAAAUUCUUUCACAAUUGACAAAAUAUUUAACUCUGCAUCUCAAAUGUUUCUGAUUGUAUAAAUGACCAGUCAAGUAACUUUACCUUCAUCAAAAUGUAUCCUUGCAUAAAUAUACGAUGUAUUGUAUUCAGUGCUAAGUUCUAUUGCUGAGUUUCUCCUCUGUACUGAUUCUGACUUUAUGAAUUAGGAUUGUAUGUUGUCCAUACUGGAUUUAAAAACAAGUCAUGAGCAGUUAUAUAAAAAUUGGAAAGUAUGAAUAAAACUAAAUAGUUGAA